Molecule: messenger RNA, 1512 nt
Organism: Linum trigynum
Lineage: Eukaryota; Viridiplantae; Streptophyta; Magnoliopsida; Malpighiales; Linaceae
Source: the annotation of a GenBank genome assembly
GAGUCUAGAACGGGGCGGGGCGGGGCAGGGCGGGUCGAAAGUAGAUAUCCAUGCCCCGCCCCACACUACUGCGGGUCGGGUAAUACCCGCCCCAUCGCGGGUCAGGUCGGGUAAUACCAGCGGGGCGGGUUGAAAUUGCCAUCACUAGUGGUAGGUGUAUAUUAACAAACUGAAUGAUAAGAUUGUAAAUGGCUUUCGCUCUAAGUUAUUUAAUUAUUCGAGUAAAACAUAAGGUUAAUUGAGAUAAGAAUGCUCAAUACAACGAUUUGGAGCAAAAUCCCAAGCAUAAAUUCUUCGACAAAACAAAUUGCGUUAACUAGCAAUUAGAUGUCAAAUUUUUCGACAGAACAAAUUGACAAAUAAUGCCACAGGAAACGACGCCGUUGAGGCGCUGGAGCGAGCCCGAAAGAUCAUUAUCCAUUCAUCAGUCAUCGCACUAUCUGCCACACUCUGUCAGAGCUCAUUUCAUUUCACUCUCGAUUCGAUCCAUCUAUCGUCAAAGCAAUGCUCCUCUCACUCGUCCAAUCCCUCUGCUCUUCAUCAUCAUCGUCAUCGACUUUCCAAUGCAAAACCCACGCUUCCAUCUUCCAAACACUCGCGAAUCCCACUUCUUCUUCGUCUCCCCUGCUUCAGAAAUCGCUGUUUCCCGGUUUCGAUCCCGACCAUGCCCUGAAGAAAUUGCUCCAUGUCAGCAGCCGAUCAUCAUCCACAAGAGCCCGGAGCUUCACAGCAGCCAAUGCUUUUAUCCAAGCGUCUCUGCUCGAGUCCCCUGUUCUGUGGGCUGGCAGGGUUUGCGUAUUCUAUGCGCUCUUGAAGAUCGGUUUAGCUGGAUCCAAGGCUAACCCACUUGUCUCGGAGUUAGAUGGUGUGGAGGAGAGCGGCGGCGGCGGGACCGGAGCUGGUAUUGCUGGAGCUGGUGAUUUGGGGUUCUCAAAGUGGAUUGAGUCAAUUCAAGGCAACCCAGAUAAAGAAGCAUCUGACAAAAGGAAGCUAGUGAGCAAAUGGCAUCCAACCACCAAAGGCACACUCAGGAGGAACUACAGGGUGCCUUCAAAAUCUGAAGGAAGGCGUCUCCUAAAAUCUGUUGCAGCUUUAUUAUCCGAGGAUGAUCACUUCACAGACGCCACUUCCCACAAGGGAUGCCAGAUUAGGAGGGAGAGUGCACAUGGUGAGAGUGUGUGCUGUAACAACGUAAGGGCUCUCUUCGACGAACUGCCAACCCCUCACCUGAUUGUAGAGAUCACUCCUUUCCCCGCUGGGUCUUUGACUGAGAAGGACUAUCUGAAGGCUGAGAAGCUCGAAAGGGUGCUUAGAUCGGGGCCUUCUAUCUGAAAACGCCUCAAAGUUUUCUGAAUGUAGCCAAACUUUCUCCCUGUGUACAUGAAAACAACAUUUACUUUGCCAUGCUGAUCUUUUCUACUGAUGACUUGACUGUACUCCACAGGAGCUGAGGUGGAUCUUGUUAGUUGAGCUUAAGCAGUCCAGGGAACUUAAUAGAUUGAUGUGAAUACU